UUGUUUUUAAACCAAGAUUCAGAAAAUCUCUGUCCGAGAGACAAAUUUGUUACAUUUGUUGCCUGUUUUCCGCGUUAAAUCACAUAAAGCUAAACGAUUACCUCCAAUUAUAAAAACAAAACCUUUACAUUUUCAAUACUUACUCCAUCACUAUUAGUCAGUCCCAUUGUUUUUUCUUUCUUGCUCUCUCUAGUCCCCAAGAUUUGUGUGGUGACAGCAGAGAGAGCUUGAAAGUGAGAGCCAUGGCGAAGGUUUUCAUGUGGUUUUUGGGUGUUAUUUUUGUGCUUAGCAAAUUAGUAGAUUCUUAUGAAUUUGAAGAAUUCUUUUUCAAUAAAACCGAAGGGGUAUUCUUGGAGUCUGUAUAUGAAGCUGCUGCAGCUGGUGGUCCAACUCCUCUUAUGGUUGGUCUUACACUCAUUCAUGGUGCUGGUGCCAGAGGAGCUGUGUGUUUGGAUGGAACACUACCAGGUUACCACAUCCAUCGAGGUUAUGGUUCUGGGGCAAACAGUUGGCUCGUUCAAUUGGAGGGUGGAGGAUGGUGUAACAAUAUUAGAAGUUGCGUUUAUCGCAAAAAGACAAGGCGGGGAUCAUCAAAUUACAUGGAGAAACAGAUUCCGUUUACUGGGAUUUUGAGUAACAAGGCGGAAGAAAAUCCAGAUUUUUAUAACUGGAAUAGAGUAAAAGUUCGCUACUGUGAUGGUGCUUCCUUUACAGGAGAUAGCCAAAAUAAGGCUGCACAAUUGCAAUUUAGAGGCAAGCGCAUAUAUGAGGCUGCAAUGAACGAGUUAAUGUCAAAAGGAAUGCGAUAUGCCAAGCAGGCUCUUCUCUCUGGAUGUUCUGCUGGUGGUCUAGCUUCAAUAAUACAUUGUGAUGACUUCCGCAAUUUGCUCCCACAUAGUACUAAAGUGAAGUGCCUGAGUGAUGCUGGAUUAUUUAUGGACGCAGUUGAUGUAUCUGGAGGGCGCUCCCUGAGAAAUUUCUUUGGAGGUGUGGUUAAGUUACAGGGUCUUCAUAAGACGCUACCAAGAACGUGCACCAACCACCUUGAUGCAACCUCAUGCUUCUUUCCUGAGAAUUUAAUCAACAACAUCAAGACCCCACUUUUCCUGCUGAAUGCUGCCUAUGAUUCCUGGCAGCUUCAGGAAAGUUUGGCUCCUCGGGGAGCUGAUCCUCAUGGCGUAUGGCACGAUUGUACACUCAAUAAUGAAAGAUGUUCUCCUUCUCAGAUUCAUUUUCUACAAGGUUUUAGGAUUCAUAUGCUUAAUACAAUUAAAAGAUUCGCCGCUGCAAGACAAAAUGGUUUGUUUAUAAACUCAUGCUUUGCCCACUGCCAAUCUGAGAGGCAAGAUACAUGGUUUUCCGAUAAUUCUCCCAUGAUUAAUAACAAGCCGAUUGCACUUGCAGUUGGAGAUUGGUACUUUGAUCGAUCGGGUAUGAAGGCGAUAGACUGUGCAUAUCCAUGCGAUAGAACAUGUCACAACCUGGUCUUUAGAUGAGCGUUACGAUCAAAUUCUUUUUCUGCCAACAGCAGAAAUAUGUUAUCAUCUUGAUAGUGAAAUACCCCUUCCAAUUAACUUAAGGUUUACACAAGUGUAACAAAGUUGAUUGUAGAAAAUAAUGUCAAGCAUUUAUUCUCGAAUGCAUUUAGUUUAGUAAUGCUCCACUUAUGUCCUUCUUGGGCCAGUUAGAGCAUGAGUUUGUUUUUUAUUUAUCAUUUUAUGUAUCUACCCAAAUUUAUUGAAUUGUAAAACAAAUCAAUCCAAUGAAGUGCUAGCUUUAUAUCUUCAUU
This is a messenger RNA of Nicotiana attenuata, 1789 nucleotides long. RefSeq names its product pectin acetylesterase 12-like. NCBI's taxonomy places the organism in Eukaryota, Viridiplantae, Streptophyta, Magnoliopsida, Solanales, Solanaceae. Gene Ontology annotation, cellular component: plant-type cell wall. Gene Ontology annotation, biological process: cell wall organization. Gene Ontology annotation, molecular function: pectin acetylesterase activity. The transcript is spliced from 12 exons. The record is from RefSeq and is a predicted model, not a curated record. The coding region runs from base 243 to 1496 and encodes 417 amino acids.